This is a messenger RNA of Populus nigra (black poplar), 579 nucleotides long. RefSeq names its product agamous-like MADS-box protein AGL29. Lineage: Eukaryota; Viridiplantae; Streptophyta; Magnoliopsida; Malpighiales; Salicaceae. The coding region runs from base 1 to 540 and encodes 179 amino acids. The transcript has a single exon. Gene Ontology annotation, biological process: regulation of transcription by RNA polymerase II. The record is from RefSeq and is a predicted model, not a curated record. Gene Ontology annotation, molecular function: DNA-binding transcription factor activity, RNA polymerase II-specific; RNA polymerase II cis-regulatory region sequence-specific DNA binding; protein dimerization activity.
AUGGGCAGGCGAAAGAUAGAGAUAGAGAUGGUGAAAGAUAGCAACUCUCGGCAAGUGACUUUCUCAAAGCGCCGAACAGGGGUUUUCAAGAAAGCCAACGAGCUUGCUACCUUGUGUGGUGUGCAAAUUGCCAUCAUCGUUUUCUCUCCAGGGGGGAAACCAUUUUCAUUUGGCCACCCCAAUGUCGAGUUUGUGGCUCAGAGGUUUCUAAAUCAGGAUAAGAAACCCAAGGCUUCGGCGGGUAGCCUUGUUGAUUCUCAACAAGAGGCUAGAUUGGAGAAGCUUAAUAGUCAACUCAAUGACAUUCUCAGGAAACUUCAGUAUGAAAGAAAGAGGGGGGAAUUGCUAGAGAAGGCAAUGAAAUUAAAGGGUUCGGAACCCAAACUUAUUGGUAAGCUAAAUCUUGAUGAACUUCGGAAGAUGAAGGGAGAACUGGAGGAGCUUCAAGAAAAGUUGCGAGGGCGUGUUACAGAAAUGGAGGCGUCCUCUUCACUGCUACUUCUGUCUAAGAAACCUACUAGAGAGAAACAUCAGCAGUAGGUUUCUAAAAUUUUAGAAAGUAUUGACACCAUCUCCUCU